Molecule: messenger RNA, 1260 nt
Organism: Fibroporia radiculosa
Lineage: Eukaryota; Fungi; Basidiomycota; Agaricomycetes; Polyporales; Fibroporiaceae
Exons: 8
Coding region: 1-1260 (419 amino acids)
Biological process (GO): endoplasmic reticulum to Golgi vesicle-mediated transport; retrograde vesicle-mediated transport, Golgi to endoplasmic reticulum
Cellular component (GO): endoplasmic reticulum; Golgi membrane; endoplasmic reticulum membrane
Source: RefSeq, a predicted model, not a curated record
AUGCCAGCAAAGGGUCUCUUCGCCUCGCUAAGAGGCGUUGAUGCCUUUGGCAAGACGACAGACGAUGUUAAAGUCAAGACUCGUACCGGUGCAUUCCUAACCAUCUUGUCUGCGGCAAUUAUACUCGCAUUCACCAUGAUGGAAUUCUUGGACUAUCGUCAGGUGAAAAUUGACACGUCCGUAGUAGUCGAUAAGAGUAGAGGAGAGAAGCUGAACGUGAGGAUGAACGUGACGUUUCCCAGAGUACCAUGUUAUCUCCUCAGCCUGGAUGUGAUGGACAUUUCGGGGGAGAGUCAAGCCGACAUCACACACAACAUCCUCAAGACUCGACUGAACGAGAAAGGCAUACCCCUCCAAUCACUGGCUAAGAGUGCGGAAUUGCGCAACGAUCUGGACAAGAUCAAUGAACAGCGAGGAGAUAACUACUGUGGCUCGUGUUAUGGCGGGCAGGCUCCUCCAGGUGGUUGUUGUAACACAUGUGACCAAGUUCGACAGGCUUACAUCGACCGUGGCUGGAGCUUCACUCGCCCGGAUAGUAUUGAGCAAUGCACGAACGAGGGUUGGUCCGAAAAGCUAAAGGAGCAGGCAAGCGAAGGAUGCAACAUUGCUGGUAAAGUGCGAGUGAACAAGGUUAUAGGAAAUAUUCAACUUUCCCCUGGACGAUCAUUCCGGACGGCCGCGCAAAACAUGUACGAUCUUGUGCCAUACCUAAAGGAAGACAAGAAUCGUCAUGACUUUAGCCACACCAUCCACCAGUUCGCUUUCGAGAGUGACCAGGAGAAAGAACGACACAGAGCGCGAGACUUCCAGAAGCGCGUUGGCAUAGAGAGUCCACUGGAUAAUACCGAGAGAAAGACUUCAAAGCAGCAGUAUAUGUUCCAGUACUUCUUGAAGGUGGUCUCGACCCAUUUCGCCAUGCUGGAUAAUAAAGUGUAUAAAACUCAUCAGUAUAGCGCUACACAUUUUGAACGCGACUUGACCAAGGGACAACAAGAAGAUAAUAAGGAAGGCGUGCACAUAGCGCAUACAGCCACUGGUAUUCCUGGUGUAUUUAUCAAUUACGAUAUCUCGCCUAUGCUGAUCUUACACUCUGAGACACGGCAAUCAUUCGCACAUUUCUUAACAUCAACGUGUGCUAUAGUUGGCGGUGUGCUGACAGUCGCAUCCUUAAUCGAUAGUGUACUGUUCGCAACGACACGUGCAUUGAAGAAGUCGGGCGGGGGAGCCGGUCACGGGUAUACCAAUGGGAAACUGAUGUAA